Messenger RNA from Hevea brasiliensis (rubber tree), 913 nucleotides. RefSeq lists its product as uncharacterized. Bases 94 to 696 code for a protein of 200 amino acids. The transcript is spliced from 2 exons. The record is from RefSeq and is a predicted model, not a curated record. Lineage: Eukaryota; Viridiplantae; Streptophyta; Magnoliopsida; Malpighiales; Euphorbiaceae.
CCAUACCACUUGCUGUUCACACCGCUCUCCAGUCUCCUCUCUCUGAUAAAAUUCCACGAGCACUUCGCAGUUUCUACACACUCUUUCUUCGCCAUGGCAAGAAUUCUCUCUGGGGCCCUACUCCGCCACUGCAACCAUUCCUCUUCUCUUCCGAUCAAAUACCCACCUCUCGUCCCUCUCUCCUUCCAACAUCGACACCGCUCCUCCAAGCCCCAACUAAUUGAAAUCGAUCUCGCUGCAUUAUCAUCAUCGAAAGGAUCAUCCUCCUCUAACUCUGCUUCCUCUUCGUCAUCGGACGGUGGUGGUGGCGAUGACGAUGAUGGGGAGAUGUUGAUGAUGCAAAAACUGGAGGACAUGAUCCAGCGAGUGAUGCUGCAGAAAUCUACUCCCGAUUGGCUCCCUUUCCUUCCUGGCUCUUCUUUCUGGGUCGCACCACAUCACCGACCCUUGAGGUUAGGUGAAUUGGUUGUAAAAUUGUUUGAUCAGCUCAACCAUGAAGAGUCUCUAUCUCUCAUUACUUCUCGCGGCUGGCCCUGCUCUGCUUUUUUCAUUCCUGAUAGCACACCUAGAAAGGCUGAUCUGGAAUUUAAUGUUGGGGGGAUGGAGGUGAAGGUGGAUAUAGAAGAGGAGGAAGUCAAUGGGGAAGCAAAAAUGCAGUAUGUGGAAGAUUCAGAUUCAAACGACAAGAAAGGAUGAUAUUCAUUUUUCAUGACAGAACUGGUUUGUGUGGUUGGUAAUUCAGUAGCCUUCGCACCACUAGUUCUAGUUUGUACAUAGUGUAAUCGACUGAAAAUAACAUUGGGUUUAGGUGAUGGGUUGCUAUUUAUUUUUCCUGUUAUAAUGUUGAUUCUAGGUGUUGGCAUGGAUAUUUUAUUUAUCAUAAUCAUUUGGAAUAUCAGUAUUAUGACACUCA